AAGGUUUCUGACGUCACUGUGCUGCACUUCUACAACCUCUGCUUUCAGAAAUCACUGGUUUGUUGUUGUGCUGAAGUGACUCGUGAGUCACUCUCUGAGCCAGACAAAUCAAUAACAAUGCAUAUUUAUUAGCUGUAUAACUUCCUGUCAUGACAGUAAACAGAUUGCAUUCUUAAAACCACUAAUAAGUUGUUGAGGUUUUUAGUUAUGGUAGCUAUCUGGCUAGCAGUGCCACACAGAUAAUGGUUCCCCUAAAACGCAGGAAGGUGACUACAGAGCAAACUGCAAGUCAUGACAGUAAAGCGUGCAAAUUUCCUGAUAUUGUCAUAUUCAUCGUGGAAAGGAAGAUGGGUGCGUCCAGAAAAGCUUUCCUGACGCGUCUUGGAAGGAGUAAAGGGUUUCUGAUUGAAGAAUCUUACAGCUCCUCCAUCACACAUGUGGUGUCAGAAAACAACACUGGAGAUGAGGUUGACAUUUGGAUUAAGAAACAGGAAAUUGAAGGAAAAGUCUCAACCAAGUCAGUCAAUCUGCUGCACAUCAGUUGGUUGACUGAGAGCAUGGCGAGCGGAAAUCCUGUCCCCAUUCAGGACAGACACAGGUUAAAGACCAGCCCGAAGCCCUGUGAGGUCACUCCUGCAAUUAUAAUGAAGAGUUACGCUUGUCAGAGGAGAACUCCACUGAAGCACCACAACUCAUUCCUUACAGAACCUCUGGAGAUCUUAGCCGAGAAUGCAGAGUUCAGUGAGAAUGAAGGCAGGAGCUUAGCUUUCCGAAGGUCGGCGGCUGUCUUGAAGGCACUUCCUCAUGCCGUGCGUGCGAUGGACGAAUUGAAGGACUUGCCCUGCUUGGGUGAGCAUUCACUGAGAGUUAUAAAGGAGAUUUUAGAAGAUGGCGCAUCAAGUGAAGUGGAAUCAACCAGACAGUCUGAGCAGUUUCAAGCCAUGAAGGCACUGACUGGUGUUUUUGGUGUAGGAGUAAGGACUGCGGAUCGGUGGUUUAGGGAAGGCCUACGUAGCCCGUUAGACCUUAUACACACAGGGCAAAAGCUGAACCAUGCACAGCAAGCAGGAGUGCAGCAUUAUAAUGAUCUGAACACACCUGUCACUAAAAAGGAGGCUACGGUGAUCAGCGACAUUGUAGAGAGGGCAGUAAAAGCUGUGCUGCCCGGGGCAAUUAUUAUACUCACAGGAGGAUUCAGAAGGGGUAAGGAGGUGGGCCAUGAUGUGGAUUUCCUCAUCACACACCCAGAGGAGGGGGCAGAAGAAAGAUUGAUGCCCAAAAUUGUGAAUUGGUUGGACGAGCAGGGUUUGCUGUUGUACCAGAAAACAACUAGGAAUUCUUACCUAGAGAGUAAAGAAGGACCUGCUCGUCCUCCUAGUAACAUGGACCGAUUUGAGAGAUGCUUCUCUAUAUUCAAGCUUGAACAAACUAAAGUGGACAGUGAUACACAGGUCGAAGCUUCUUCGUAUAACUCGAGCACGACAGAUAGAACAGAGGAAUAUCAUUCAGGAUCCACAUGGAGAGCUGUUCGAGUCGAUCUUGUAGUCAGUCCUUACAGUCAGUUUGCUUUUGCUACACUUGGCUGGACAGGAUCCAAGCUCUUUGAGAGGGAGCUGAGGCGCUGGGCAGGACAGGAGAAGAGAAUGUCCUUAAGCAGUCAUGCACUCUACGACAGCAAACAACAGCGUUAUCUUCAAGCAAACUCCGAAGAGGAAAUUUUCACUCAUUUGGGCCUGGAGUACAUUCCGCCUUCGGAGAGGAACGCGUGAUGCACUUCAGUCCAGCCCGGUUUACUCACUACCUCAGCUGAUUGAUCAUUUUGUCAGAAUCGGACAACUUGCCUUAUCACCAUGUUAAUUUAAAUGAUGCAUCCUUCAGUCCAUUCUGUGUAAAAAAAACAAACAAAAAAAAUUUGAGGAAUUAUUAUUAUUGUUGCUGUUGUUAUUACAUUCCUCAAAUUUCCACAUCAAAUGCAGUAAUGUUAUCAUGUACCUGCAAAUUCUGCUUUUAUUAGUGAAUUGACUUUCUUUAAUUUUAUAGGAUUAUAUUUUUUAACUAAGAAUUCAAUUUUUAUGAAUGUUACAUGCUCUGUGACAAACUAUGAAUCAAUCUCUCUGAAUGAAUCAUCCAGAAAUAUAUAUAUAAAUAUGUAUAUAUUUAUUUUUUGUUAUCUUCUAUAUCGUUAU
Pangasianodon hypophthalmus (striped catfish) is the source of this 2186-nucleotide messenger RNA. RefSeq names its product polymerase (DNA directed), mu (gene polm). Gene Ontology annotation, molecular function: DNA-directed DNA polymerase activity; DNA binding. Gene Ontology annotation, biological process: double-strand break repair via nonhomologous end joining. The transcript is spliced from 11 exons. Gene Ontology annotation, cellular component: nucleus. The record is from RefSeq and is a predicted model, not a curated record. Bases 243 to 1769 code for a protein of 508 amino acids. NCBI's taxonomy places the organism in Eukaryota, Metazoa, Chordata, Actinopteri, Siluriformes, Pangasiidae.